GUAAUGCAAAUGCUGAAGUAACAUUCGAAACAUUAAGUGGGAAGUUAACGGCAAGACAGGAAGGUUCAUCAAUUUGUUUAAACUUUCCUUUGAACAGCUGUGAACCAUUGCCUAAAGAAGAAGCAAUGAAGAGAUUAGUUAAAGCAGUUGUAGGUGACCUAAAGGUAAAAGACGUAGAAUACUCUAAGACAACCAAGAAACUUCUCUUGUGUUUGGAGCCUUCAUUGACAAGGUCAGGUCAUAGAAUAAGAAUUAAAAAGAACAUAAAAUUACUUACAUAAAAUUAGGAAGUGUGGGCUAAGAGGCAAACCUUGUUACACAAUUCGACUACACGUUUGUCUUAUUGAGGCUACACUCAGUCAUUGAAUAGCAUUGUAUUUCUGAUAAAUCUUUAACUUUU
This is a messenger RNA of Pocillopora damicornis (cauliflower coral), 400 nucleotides long. Its product is annotated as phenazine biosynthesis-like domain-containing protein. Gene Ontology annotation, cellular component: cytoplasm. Gene Ontology annotation, molecular function: isomerase activity. The record is from RefSeq and is a predicted model, not a curated record. Lineage: Eukaryota; Metazoa; Cnidaria; Anthozoa; Scleractinia; Pocilloporidae. Gene Ontology annotation, biological process: biosynthetic process.